CUGCCUCCCAACCUGAACCAACAACUCAAUCCCCUGGUGUCACCGUCUUCUUGAUCAACACCAAAGCAGUGUACUAUCCACUUCCUCCUCAUCCACCUCUCUCCCGAACUGUUUAGCAGGCACUCCACUAGACUACUGUCAAGAAGCAGUCUCGCCAAACCAACCAGAGUCCUCUCAGCUGGUUGGGCUCAUCGAGUCUUCUCAAGAACUCCAGAGGCUGGGGGUUGGUUCCCUAUCCACUCUAUAAAGAACAUCCUCUAUAACCAAGAGCCUCAGCUGGAUAUAUCCAGCGACCACAUGUACCUCGUACGCGAAGCCGUAAGCCCAACGACCUCAUCCUAUAAUGACCAUCUUCGAGAUCAAACAGAUAUCUUGACAGCCAGUAGUAGUCAGCUCGAUGGAGAUGAUGAAUAAGAUGUAGCGAGACUCAGAGAAGCUGAUAACCAAAAUCGAUCAAACAAACCAUUUCGAUUAUGUGAAUCUCAUCCUCCAAAGACCGUUUAGAUCGAAAGGAGAGAUGGACCUCUCAAUCCAACCAGACUAUCGAGCAUACCAUCCACCUCAUCCAACUACCACCAACAAUCGGAAUAACAGCCAUAUCAACCUCAACAGUAAUACUGCUGCCAGGCUCAUCCUGCCCAAUCGACCUCGCUCAUCCUCCUCAGCCCCAACAUCAACAUCUUCAUCUUCAUCCUCCUCAACAGACUCCGACUCGGAUUCCCAUUCGACUCGGCACUCUCACCAUCAUCACCGUCACCGUCGCGCUCGUUCGCAUUCGAUCGCCGCAUCUUCGAUCUAUUCCAAGCCUCCGAGCUCCCCCCAGGACUCCUUCGACCAGCUCAUCUAUUCCGCCGAUCCCUUCGCCCAUCUCAGGCUAACCGAGUUCAACGCACAAUCGCUCAUCAGGCAUGGUUUUGAUGACCCAUCCGAAAACCCCGACUAUCUUGACUCAGUCUCAAAGUCCCACCAAUCAUAUUGGGAUCAAUCUCCCUACAAGAAUAUCACGCCCUCAGAUCUCGUUCAAAUCCCACAUUGGACUCAACCUCCCAAACAUCGUACCGCCUGUGCUGCCCUAUUCCUAUGUCUCCGCUUGGGCUUCGAUCCUCCUGAUAUCGUCAAGGCUUCCCCUGCUCCCACCUUAGAAGCUUGGACCGAUCCCAAGCAAUUACCAAAGGAAACCGUCCUUGAUACCAUCAGCAAGCGGCUUCAGCAGCAAUUCGAAUCCUUAGCCCCCACCCAUGCUCGCGUCAAGUUUAAAACUUAUGGGGAUGUCUACGCAGAAGAGUUCAAGAAAACCCUGCUUGGUCUUCGUAAAUAUUCAAGAUAUGAUCGCUGUCUUGUCUACUAUAACGGUCACGGUGUCCCCAAACCAACUCCCACCGGUGAAAUUUGGGUUUUCAAUAAAGCUUAUACUCAAUAUAUCCCCAUUCGACUAUUUGAUAUCCUCACCUGGGUCGGGAGUCCUGCCGUGUUCAUAUGGGAUUGUAAUAAUGCCGGCCAAAUCCUAAAUCACCUCUUGUUCGCUGCCAUUCAAAAGGACGAAGAAAACAUGGUACUUGGGCGCGAAGCAGCCAUGGCUCUUAGACAAGCCAUUUUGGCCACCUAUGCCAAUCUGAAUCCUACAGCAAGAUCUGCGGACCCCGCCCACCCUGUCCCCGCUUCAAAGCAGCCAGCUUCCCACCACUACCAACAAUACCUCAGCCUCCCCAUCUGUCUCAAAGAAGCCCUCGGCAAACCAGCUUCAGGAGCCUGGGGAUCCCUCAUCAACCAAAUGCCCGCAUUUCACAUCCGAAACUAUUCAGCUUGCUGCCUGUCAACCUGAUGAGAUGUUACCACGUGAUCCCAAAUUACCUGCGGAUGUGUUCACCUCUUGUUUGACCUCCCCGAUCGAAAUGGCCCUGAGGUUCUAUGUCCUUCGAAACAACUCGCAACGUUCUCAAUGGACUUCAACUGCAGAAUUCUUCCAAGAUCUUGGUAAACUUGAUAAAGUUCCAGGCCGGAUGGAGAUGCGUCGGACACCACUCGGUGAACUCACCUGGAUUUUCACCUCGAUCGCCGAUGCCAUCGCAUGGAAUCAUCUCGAUCGUCAAACUUUCACCAAAAUCUUUCGCGGUGAUCUGGUCUUGGCUGGUACCUUUCGAGGGUUCCUUUUGGCAGAAAGAGUCAUGAAAGCCUAUGGCUGUACACCCAUGUCAACUCCAAAGCUACCCGCAACCCACCACUCUGAAUUAUGGCACACUUGGGAUCUUGAAGUCGACAUGUGUCUAUCACAGUUACCUGGGAUUUGGAAAUCCGAGGAGGCACGAGCGGUCUAUGAGAAAAACAAACAAAAUUACCCCCCAAACUCGCUCCCCCCUCAGAUCGUCCCUUACAUGCCAUCGACAUUCUUUUCACAACAACUUACUGCAUUCGAAGUUUGGCUCAAAUUUGUCGUAGCUGAAAAUCAGGAUGAGAGCGGUGAAAAAGACGAGGAUCUGAUGAAGAGACGAGAAUCCCUCCAGUGGAGCUGCAACAACUGGUCUGAUGUGAAUAUUAACCAAGUCGAGAUCACCGAUUUUUCUUGUUCAAAUCCAAACUCACAGACUAGUCCCAAGGAUAAACGCGCCUCAGUCAAAGUGAAUGGGAAAACUCCUCAUUUGGCUGGCAAGUCGUCUGGGUCACAUGCUUCCCCUGCUUCAGGUGCCCCCAAAGCCGUCAAGAUUCCUGAGCAACAACCAGCUGAAAGACCAAUUCGAUACAAAUUGCCGACUCACAUCAAGCAUUUCCCACUCAACUCGCGCAAAGGAGAUGACAUCUACCCACCCUCUCCACCUCAGCUGCCGAUCGUACUACAAGUCCUUCUAUCCCCCGUUCAUCGAUUGCGAGCACUAAUCUUACUUUGCCGACUUAUGGACCUUGGUCCCUGGGCCGUUCACCUUUCCCUAUCGAUUGGUAUAUUCCAGUAUGUCUUGAAGCUUCUUCAAGCUCCAGCUGCCGACUUGAAACCGGUCUUGAUUUUUAUUUGGGCGAGGAUCUUGACUGUUUAUCCAGAGGGAAGGCAAGACUUGAUGAGAGUUGCUUCGCGACCCCAUGCUCGUCCAGAAGGGCCCAUUGAGUAUUUCAUCAAGAUCAUGGCCCCCAACAGCAUGGAACUACCUAUCGUCAACGUCGUUGACCAUAAGGCGAUGUGUGCUUUCAUUCUCUCUAUUACCUGCCAGAAUUCACGGGGCAAUUCACUUGCCUUGAUGCAAUUCGGCGUUUUGGAUAUCAUCAUAUACCGAAUCAAGGAACUUGUACCAUGGCAGAGACAGUGGUAUUUGAUUCUUCUAGCGCACAUGUGGGAGGAAUCGGACCUCGUUAAAGGACGUGCGAUCAAGAUGGGAAUCAACACUUUACUGAGUGACUUGUUGACCGACAAAGUACCCGAGGUUAGGACGGCUGCUCUCUAUGCGUUUGGCACUCUGAUCGGGGUCUCGACGAAUCCAAAACAACUUGUGAUUGAAGACCAGUUUCCCAUCAUACCAGGCCAGACUGAGGAAAGACAACCCGAAUCGAGCUCUAGUCGACCUCAGAAUAAAUCAAAUCCGUCGGUUUACCAGACCAACAAGUUGAGCAGUUUGAGCUCCAGUAAUCCGGAUCUCACUGUGUUGGGAUAUCAAGAGCAGGUUUCCAUCGAAGUGGGUAGCGCGAUGGCUUGUUGUCACUGUUCAACCGAUGGAUCUCCCAUGUUCCGUCAAGAGUUGGUCGUUGUACUCAGCGCAUUAGUUGAUCAGCAUCUCGGACACUUUAUCGUUGCUGCUUUUGAGUUUAUCAAGCAGCAGGAACAAGAAAAGUCAAUGAAGAUCAAUAAGCUCAUUCAAAAAUAUCAAGCCGAUCGCCAACAAAAAUCAUCAAGCAAACAAACUGCACUUGGAGCUGAUGAAAGUCACAUGAUGACUGAUCGGACUGCGAAGCUCGAAAAGUUGAUCAACAAGUUGAAAGCUGAUGAGGAAGUUCACCCCAAGGAAUCUUUACGCGCGUAUUUGUGGAUGGAGUAUACUAGUAUCUACAUCGUCUUACUCGAUUUGAGUUUGGAUCCCUCUGAGCAGGUUGCACGCCCAGCCAAGGUAGUAGUUGAUUAUAUUCAUUCUAGAUUACUAGACAGCGUAUUAGGAAAAUUAUUAGAAUUGGGUGACUUGAGCUACGGAGAAGCCCCCGGGGGCGGGGUGGAUGGUACUGGGCAAUUGUCAGAAACGCCGCUGGGAAGGCUUGGCAAUCAUAGCCAUUCCAAUCUCAUUGCGUCCUCAUUUGCUUCAACGAGUUCUAACCCGACCGGCCGAGAACCGAAAAGUAGUAAUCAGAGCCUUGUCAAUCGGUCUUCUACUUCUGUGUUUCAUUCCCUGAGUACAGUCAACAAUCUCGUGCCGAAUUUUGUCAAGUCAUCUGGUUGGAAAACUCCAUUCAAUUCCCUCAGUCGAUCCCCUGAGCAGGCCGUAUUCAAUUCAAACGAUCCAGUUGCUUCGACAUUAACUCAAUCGCCACAGGAUCUCAACAAAUCCGCCAGUGGCUUACGAAAGUCAGCGUCGGUAAACCCAAUCAUCAACGUCGAACUCGAUAGUCCCCAGUCAAGCCAGCCAUCAAAGAUGCCGCUGAACCACAAUGGAUUCUCCCAUGCCUCAUCUACUUCUUCGUCUCAAACCCAGUGUAGCACGGAAGAUGAUCGACAUCUUCAGGGCCUCUCGACUAACCAGUCGAUCGAAUCCAUCAUUGCUCACACGCGUGCCUCUGAUCAUACCCGUCGACAACGCAAUCGUUCUUACCCCCUCCAACCCGCAUUCCCCUCGGCCGCAAGUCCGAGCUAUCAACCCGGCAAAAUGAACGCUAGCACUUCCACUACUUCACCCGUAGCCAAUCCUUCCCACCAGGAAGAUGGCGAGGAAGAGAAUUAUCUCUACUAUCUGGGAUUACACAACCUCGAGAAACUGAAAGCUGAAUUGAAUAGUCGACCAGAACCAAGCGAGCGACAAACGAUGCUGCCAUUGAUGUCAGAUUAUUAUCGAUUGAGUUCGCACAUCUUCUUGAAACCCAAGAUGACGAGCUCCGGAGGAGAAUCGGAAUCGGAAUCUUCGGACUCUGAUAAUAAUGAUGACCAUGAUAAUGAUCAACCCCAAGUCUUUAACGAGAAGGCCGAGUACACCGAGCAGCGACCACCCACUCACCAGUCUCAUCAUCCCAGAGCCCCCAACCAUCAGAACACUGUGGUCGACGAUGCCGCCCUCUCUCACAUCAGUCAUCCCCAUCACUUUCAUCCUCCCCAUCAUCAUCAUAUCGACGCUGGUAGCCUCGAAAAUAUCAAAGACUCUUGGAGAAAACAACGCAACCUCAGAGUCAUCCUCGAUGGGCCUACUUUAAAAUCCAAUCCUGGUCCAAACAAUUGGGAUCACUUGGUUUGCUCCUUCAAUCAUUCGAAACCGAUCAAUAAUCUUUUGAUGCAUCAAUUCGAAGAUCAAUUGAUUACUUCAGAUUCCAGUGGCUAUAUCACGGUUUAUGAUUGGCGUUCAAAAUCGAUUCUCAAUCGAUUUCAACCCUCUGAUGAUCCGCUUGAUCGAAUAACUAGUAUGCAAUUGAUCAAUCAGGAAAAUGUGGCGUUAUUACUGGCUAGUACUCCUGAUGGAAAUGUGAGAAUAUUUCGAGAUUACGAGCGGCCUGGGAAGUUGGCAAUGGUGACGGCAUUCAAAGGAUUACCAAACAAUGAACCGAGCAGUCUCGGAGAAUCGGGGAGUGUAACUGAUUGGCAACAAAGCACGGGCUUGCUGCUAGUCGGUGGGAAUUCGCGGGACAUCAAGGUGUGGAAUUCUCGGCGAGAGAGGUGUGUGGAGGAUAUCAAGACGCGGUCGAACAGUUGCUUGACGAGUCUGAGUUCGGACCAUCAUUCGGGCUGGAUGAUUGCGGCCGGCUUCGGCGACGGCUCAGUGAGGAUGUUCGAUCGACGCAAGCCGCCGAAAAACUCGAUGGUCAAGGUCUUCAGAUCCGUCCACUCUUCUUGGUGCUCUAAAAUCAAGCUCCAGGCCGGCCAUCGUAGAGAACUCUUCUCUGCCGACUCCACCGGCUUAAUCGCUCAGUGGGACUUGCGCUUCGAUUCCCCACUCAGAACCUUCCUGGCUCAUGAGGAAGGCAUGCCCGCCUUUGAUCUACAUGACCAUGCCCCCAUUUUAGCUAGUGGCUCGAUGAAUGGAAGUGUUAAGAUCUGGAAUUUGGACAAUGGUAAUGAUGAAAAUGAUGAAGAGUUCACAGUAGAACGGGCGCCCCGAGUGCUUUUCAAUCUCCGAAACUUGUACGAAUCGACGGAUGCUCAAGAUCCACAGGGGUCGAACACCCUCUCGGGAUUCCCGAGCACUUCGAUCACGUCCCCCUUGAUGGGCGACUAUGGGCAUAGACUCAGGGGCAUCGGAAUUGGGAACCCGCUUCGUGAUGCGUUGUCUAGUCUUCAGCCGAUCACCGGGCUCUGCUUUCAUCCACAUCGGGCUAUGAUCUCGAUCACCGAUGGAAACGGGAAACUUAACAUCUAUUCCACCGAUAUCAAAUUGUAACUUUACAACUUUUUUUUUAAAAAAAAGCUCUCUUUAAUAUCUGCCCCUUUUUUUCCAAAAAAAAAAAAAAUAGUAGUAGGCUUGCUUCUUUUUAUCGUUUCUCACCUCUUUUUUGUUGAAUCUUGAGUCGUUAUGAAGUGUACGUUUGAUGUUUUUACAUCACUUAAUAUAAUAUGAAUAUGAAUAUAUAUAACAUGCUGAUAUGUGUCGCAACCAACUAUUAAACCUGUUUUUUUUUUUUUUUCAAAUGAUCUUUUGCAUCUUGUUGGUCGUUCCUUUUAGUCGUGUCUUCUCCUCUUUGAAAAAAAAAUAAAAUAAAACAUGUUUUUAUCAUUGUUAUAACUUACAUACCAACUCACAAAUAUAAUAUGAUUUAUU
Messenger RNA from Puccinia graminis f. sp. tritici CRL 75-36-700-3, 6926 nucleotides. RefSeq lists its product as uncharacterized. Gene Ontology annotation, biological process: cellular response to amino acid stimulus; positive regulation of protein serine/threonine kinase activity; TOR signaling. The record is from RefSeq and is a predicted model, not a curated record. The transcript has 7 exons. NCBI's taxonomy places the organism in Eukaryota, Fungi, Basidiomycota, Pucciniomycetes, Pucciniales, Pucciniaceae. The coding region runs from base 1827 to 6548 and encodes 1573 amino acids. Gene Ontology annotation, molecular function: protein-macromolecule adaptor activity; protein binding. Gene Ontology annotation, cellular component: TORC1 complex; cytoplasm.